UAUAAAAUGGAACGCCAUGUCUUCCUCAACCUUGAAGCAUUAAUGCGACAACGUGGUUGGUUGGAAGAUAGUCGAUAUUUAAGAGUGGAUGAGCAGUUGGCAAUGUUUAUAUCUAUUGUUGGUCACAAUGAUAGGUAUAGAGACAUAGCAGAACACUUUCAGCGUUCUCUUAACACAAUAGGUGAACACUUUAAGAAAGUGUUACGUGCUUUCAUACUACUCGGACAAGAGAAUAUCAAACCUCCAAACUUUAGUCGUUGCCCUAAACAGAUUCUUGAAAAACCAAAGCUCUAUCCUUUCUUCAAGGACUGCAUUGGCGCGAUUGAUGGCACUCAUGUUAGUGCUUCUGUACCUCUAUCCAAACAAAUACCGUACAGAGGAAGGAAAGGAGAUACAACAUGGAAUGUUAUGUGUGCAUGUGACCUUGACAUGAAAUUCACUUUUGUGUACGCUGGUUGGGAGGGUUCUGCAAAUGAUUGUCGAGUAUUCAAUGAGGCAUUGAAUAACCCUAAAUUUGAAUUUCCUCAUCCUCCACCUGGUAAAUAUUAUGUGGUUGAUUCUGGUUAUCCAUCUACUACUGGGUUCUUGACGCCGUUCAAAGGACAAAGAUACCAUCUAAAUGAUUAUAGGAAUAGACGUCCAAGGACAGCAGUAGAGCUAUUUAAUAAUAGACACUCUUCUGUUAGGAAUGUCAUAGAGCGCAGUUUUGGUUCUUUGAAGAAGCGCUUUCCAAUUCUCAGCAAAAUGCCAUGUUUUCCACUGAACACCCAAACAUGCAUCGUCAUUGCUUGUUGUGCACUUCACAACUUCAUUCGGGAGGAAGAAAUUGCAGACAAGAAUUUUAAGGAGUUUGGUGAAAAUUUGUGGAAUGAGGAGCCUGAAGAAAUUCAAGAUUAUGUACCACCGGCUCACAUUAGUAUAAGCUUAGCAGAAAGAAGAAGACAGAUGGAUGAUCUCAGGAAAAAGAUUGCAAAUGAGUGCAUCAGUUAA
Molecule: messenger RNA, 990 nt
Organism: Macadamia integrifolia
Lineage: Eukaryota; Viridiplantae; Streptophyta; Magnoliopsida; Proteales; Proteaceae
Product: protein ALP1-like
Exons: 4
Coding region: 7-990 (327 amino acids)
Source: RefSeq, a predicted model, not a curated record